Messenger RNA from Striga hermonthica, 2049 nucleotides. The record is from the annotation of a GenBank genome assembly. NCBI's taxonomy places the organism in Eukaryota, Viridiplantae, Streptophyta, Magnoliopsida, Lamiales, Orobanchaceae.
AUGUGCGGGAUUUUCGCGUAUCUCAAUUACAACAUCGCCAGAGAGAGGCGCUACAUUUUGGAGGUCCUCUUCAAUGGCCUCCGCCGCCUGGAGUACAGAGGCUAUGAUUCCGCCGGAAUUUCGAUUGACUCGUCGUCGAAUGCAGCGGACGUUGUUAUACCUCCGCCUCUUGUUUUCCGUCAGGAAGGCAACAUCGAAUCCCUCGUUAAAUCUGUAUAUCAAGAGGUUGCUGCUACGGAUUUAAAUUUGGAAGAGUCAUUUGAGAUUCAUGCUGGAAUAGCACAUACUAGGUGGGCUACACAUGGAGAACCAGCUCCAAAGAAUACUCAUCCUCAGACAUCUGGUCCCGGAAAUGAGUUUGUGGUUGUUCAUAAUGGAAUCAUAACCAAUUAUGAGGUGCUAAAAGAGACACUAGUUCGACAUGGCUUUACCUUCGAAUCUGACACAGAUACCGAAGUCAUUCCAAAGCUUGCGAAGUUUGUCUUUGAUAAUGCAAUUGAGGAAGGUGACAAGAGUGUGACAUUUAGUGAAGUUGUGCUUGAAGUAUUGAGGCAUCUUGAAGGAGCAUAUGCUCUGAUUUUUAAAAGCCAACAUUAUCCCAAUGAACUGAUUGCUUGCAAACGUGGCAGUCCGUUGGUCCUUGGAGUGAAAGAGUUGACAGAAGAGGCCAGUCGAGCAUCUUUUAACGACGCAAACUUUCUUUCCAGCAAUGGACAACCAAAAGAACUCUUUUUGUCAAGUGACCCAAGUGCUCUGGUGGAGCACACUAAAAAAGUUUUGGUGAUAGAGGAUGGUGAAGUUGUUCACCUAAAGGAUGGAGGUGCAUCCAUUUUCAAGGUUGACCAUACUAAAGGUAAAUCAAAUGGAGGUCUAACAAGACCUUCUUCUGUCCAACGUGCCCUCUCAGUUUUGGAAAUGGAAGUUGAACAAAUAAAUAAAGGAAAAUACGAGCACUACAUGCAGAAAGAAAUUCACGAGCAACCAGAAUCCCUUACAACAACAAUGAGAGGGAGGCUUAUACGUGGAGGAUCAUGUAAAGCCAAGAGUGUCCUUUUGGGAGGGUUAAAGGACCACCUUAAAACCAUUAGGAGAAGCAGAAGGAUAGUUUUCAUUGGCUGUGGCACGAGUUAUAAUGCAGCUUUGGCUGCACGGCCCAUAUUAGAAGAACUCUCUGGAAUCCCUGUAACAAUGGAGAUUGCUAGUGAUCUGCUAGAUAGGCAGGGGCCCAUUUACAGAGAAGAUACAACUGUUUUUGUCAGUCAAUCAGGGGAAACAGCAGAUACUUUGCAGGCACUAGAGUAUGCAUUGGAAAAUGGUGCCCUAUGUGUUGGCAUCACUAAUACUGUUGGUAGUGCAAUUGCUAGGAAUACACAUUGCGGUGUUCACAUAAAUGCUGGCUGUGAGAUAGGUGUAGCUAGUACUAAGGCGUACACUAGCCAAAUUGUCGUUAUGGCAAUGUUGGCUCUUGCAAUUGGAGACGACACAAUUUCAAGUCGAGCAAGAAGGGAGGCAAUAAUAGAUGGACUAUUCGAUCUACCGAGUAAUGUGAAAGAGGUUCUGAAGCUGGACGAGGAAAUGAAAGAUCUCGCCAAGUUAUUGAUUGCUGAGCAAUCACUUCUUGUUUUCGGAAGAGGAUAUAAUUACGCAACUGCUUUGGAAGGUGCCCUGAAGGUAAAAGAAGUUGCACUCAUGCACAGUGAAGGAAUACUUGCUGGAGAGAUGAAACAUGGUCCGUUGGCUUUAGUUGACGAAAACCUUCCAAUUCUUGUUAUUGCUACCCGUGACGCUUGUUUCAGCAAACAGCAGUCUGUGAUUCAGCAGCUUCAUGCUCGGAAAGGGCGGCUCAUAGUGAUGUGUACAAAAGGCGAGGCACCAUCUGUUUGUGUUGGUGGGUCUUGCCGAGUAAUUGAAGUACCUCAGGUUGAGGACUGCCUACAGCCAGUUAUAAACAUAGUUCCAUUGCAGCUUUUAGCAUAUCAUCUAACUGUUUUAAGGGGAUACAAUGUUGAUCAGCCUCGAAAUCUUGCGAAAAGUGUGACAACACAAUGA